AUGCUCAAGCUCCCGGUCAACUCGUCCAGCUCAAACACCUUCAUGAAAACAGGCAAUGCAUAUGCUUACAUGGACUCGACCAUUUCGUCCUUCAAGCUCUCCAGCAUUGGUCUCAACGAUAACACGCAUGGUGCUGCCGCGCUGACGCUCCAGCAAUUCUACAAUGCGGGCGCAGACGUGAGCCAUGUAUUUUAUGACGACGAGUCUCCCGACAACAAAACCCACGAUUCCAACGGUCACACCAAGGGUGUUGUUGGCCUGGACGACUCGGCAGGCCUCUGGAUGGUGCACAGCGUUCCUCGCUACCCUCCAUACCAAGCGUCGGGCUACAGCUAUCCCGACUACGCCACGACCUUCGGCCAAUCAUUCUUCUGCAUGAGUCUCUCGUUGAGCACAUUGCAAACGGUUUCACAACAGAUGCAGCUCAACCAUCCGUACGUGUUUGAGUCCAAGCUGACCACUGCCACAAGCCAGAAGGUUCCAGCGCUCGCUGGCAUUGUCAAUGGCGUGCACGUCUCUGUGAGCGCUUCCAACAUUACCGCGUUCCAGACGCUCGGUGGUGUCCCGUUGACGGCCUUUUCCAAAACCUCGACUUGGAACCAAGAUCUGUACAUGGAUCUCGUGCAGCCUUACUACAAGCAGAGCAUGCUGAUUGAAACGUGGACGAACGGCAUCAAUCCUGUAAGCCUUGCUGCUACCAAUAGUCUUGAUCAGAGUCACCCUCAACCCUGCGCCACUCACUCCCUGACACGGUUUGUUCCAAAACCCAAAACCCAGCUCCCGUCCGAAUGCACCCCAAAGUUCCCCUACAAUUCAAUGAACGUUGCCGUUGUCGAAUUUGCUGGAGGCUACGAGUACACGCGCUCCAGGGACCACAGCAAGUGGGCCAUCAGUCAGAAUGCCAACGAGAAUGUGGUAUGCAUUGGCGACAUUAACCGCCAGGCGUCGAUGGCAACACGAGCCGGUGGCACAGUGUGCAUUGUCAACAAGACCAUCUGGACUGCCUUCAAUAGCCUGAUUGUUGCUGUCGAUCCUUGCUAA
Molecule: messenger RNA, 1041 nt
Organism: Capsaspora owczarzaki ATCC 30864
Lineage: Eukaryota; Filasterea; Ministeriida; Capsasporidae
Product: deoxyribonuclease II family protein
Exons: 5
Coding region: 1-1041 (346 amino acids)
Biological process (GO): apoptotic DNA fragmentation
Molecular function (GO): deoxyribonuclease II activity
Source: RefSeq, a predicted model, not a curated record